Ipomoea triloba (trilobed morning glory) is the source of this 453-nucleotide messenger RNA. RefSeq lists its product as uncharacterized. The record is from RefSeq and is a predicted model, not a curated record. Bases 1 to 453 code for a protein of 150 amino acids. Lineage: Eukaryota; Viridiplantae; Streptophyta; Magnoliopsida; Solanales; Convolvulaceae. The transcript has a single exon.
AUGGUAUAUGGCAAAGCAUGUCACCUUCCAGUUGAAAUCGAGCAUAAGGCGUAUUGGGCCAUUAAAAAAUUGAAUGAAGAUCUAUUCAUAGCCGGACAUGAGCGAAUGUUUCAACUGAAUGAAUUGGAAGAAUGGCGUCUGCUUGCCUAUGAGACAUCCAGAUCUUACAAGGAGCGAUCCAAGUUUUACCACGACAUGCAUAUCAGGAAGAACAAAGAAUUCGCUGAAGGAGAUAAGGUGUUGUUAUUCAAUUCCAGACUGCGACUAUUCCCAGGAAAGCUUAAAUCGAGAUGGACGGGGCCAUAUAUUGUUACAAAGGAUUUCCCUUACGGAACUUUGGAAAUCAUGCAUCCAGAGAAAGGAACUUUCAAAGUCAACGCCCACCAAGUCAAGAAAUACUAUGGGAUGGAAAAUGCGCAGGGGAUAGUCCAGUGUUGCAGGCUGGUACCCUGA